Messenger RNA from Oryza sativa Japonica Group (Japanese rice), 1456 nucleotides. RefSeq lists its product as uncharacterized. Lineage: Eukaryota; Viridiplantae; Streptophyta; Magnoliopsida; Poales; Poaceae. The record is from RefSeq and is a predicted model, not a curated record.
CCACGAGUGGACCGCUUGCACCCGCGCGUGCAGAACCCAUGGAUGGGGUCACCACCAUCCCUCCUCUCCUCCUCCCCAUCUAGUCAUCUGUUCCAAACCAGUGGAAAGCUAGGGUUUCGCCGACUCGCGAGUGGAGGGCGCUGCUCGUCGCCAGGCUCGUCGCGCCGUCCUCGCCGGCGGGAAGGCCAGUCCUCCGUCAGCAUCCUCUCUUCCGUUGGUCAUCCUCCCUCUCUUUCGCCAGUCGCCAUCGCUCUCUUCCACUGGUUCGCUCUCUCCGUCAAGCCGUUUGGUUCCGCCGGCUCUCUCUGCCACGCCCCUCUCUUUCGUCGACUCUCUCCGUUGAGCUCUCUGAGCACCUUCACUUAACUGGGGCCGUAUUGCCAAUUCAAUGAUGGGAUCGGCACAAGAUUGGGCAUUUGGAUGGCAGCCGUGGACGGGACCGGCACUGGAGGACCUGCUCCCACAACUCUCCCAUGAGGAGCAACUACGAUUGCACAACCACUUGCGUGAGCACGAGCGUAUCCUCAAGUGGCACAACAAGAAUUCUCCUCCAAUAUCUUCUCUGCACUCAGAAGGGGAGCGUGACUUCUUCAUCAUUAUCCAUGUCCGCUACGCUCUCCACCAUUACAAUGCCAAACACCCAGAUGAGGAGUUUGAUGCUGUGAAGCCUCUGAUGGAAUCCAGUGUACGUUUCAGGGGCCAGGUGUGGUUCCACAUCAACUUCUGGGCUCGCUCCCGCAAGAGCAAAAAGAUCAAGCGCUUCUUUGCUGAGGUGCACUACAAGCCUCCCAGCAGCAGCAGCUCUGUCUGCUCUUACCUGCCAUUUCCAGUCCCAGGAGCUGAGAGGCCACCCAGCAGCAGCUCCGUCUCCUCGGAUCUGCUACUUCCACUCCCAAUUCCUGUCGUUGAAGCAUGCACCAUCAUUGAAGAGCCUCUUGGGCAGUACAGGAAGAGCUGCGCGUUUUGUCGUGGUCACUUAGACAUUUUACACCCCAUGGGUCGUAAAUUUGUUUGUGGAAACGACAAGGACCGGUUUGAGCAACAACUCUUGCCGUGCGGGUCUAUAGGGCUUGAGAUGCCAUUCACUUGCCGCCUGGGUCCGGCCUCUGUCAACAGUAGUCAUGGGGAAAAAGAAGACUAGGGGGAAUAAUGAAGUGGCCCCUUGGACGCCCUUUUGCUCGCAUCGUUUGUGCCAAUCAAGUCUGGUGAUAACAGAAAUUGAAUUGUCUUGUACUACCUUCGUCCUCAAAAUAUAAGAAAAACUAAAUGGGACAUAUCCUACUAUUAUGAACCUGGAUAAAAAUGAUUCUACUCAGAUUCAAUAGUUUCUUAUAUUUUCAACGGAGGGAGGGAGUAAAACGUUAGCAGUCCUCUUAUCUUGUGCAGAAUAUGAUUGUACACUGUUCAGAACUCUUGAGAUUCAGAAUAUUGUUUGCCUGAGGGAGGUUGAUAGAUA